Messenger RNA from Protopolystoma xenopodis, 288 nucleotides. NCBI's taxonomy places the organism in Eukaryota, Metazoa, Platyhelminthes, Monogenea, Polystomatidea, Polystomatidae. The record is from the annotation of a GenBank genome assembly.
UCAACUGUCUCCCGAGUUCGGCUUGGCGACUAUUAUUACUAUGGAUGGGGUACCGAAAAGGAUUUUACAAUGGCGAUUCAACAGUACCGCAUUGCUUCGGAUAUGCAACGCAAUUCACAAGCUAUGUUCAACCUGGCCUAUAUGCAUGAGCAUGGAGAAGGUUUUAAGCGAACACUAACAUAUGGUUCAAGGGGUGCUGAUUCUGUGCAUGAGGCCACGGCAGAGCAUAGACUACGCAUUUAUAGGAAAAUGAAGCUAAAGAAGAUAGAGAAUCAUGCGGUGCCAUAA